UAAAAUGCAUAACCUUAAACUUGAGUGUGAAGGUACUAAAUUUAACCGAGUUUAUACGUUUAUAAAUAAGAGAUAAAAAGUGUGACUUUUUGACUUGCUUCUUAUCAAAAGCAAGUUUUUACCAACAGCUAGCAGUUUAUUUCAGUAUAGUUUAAUCUUACAAGUGCCGGUGUUCGUUCGGUUUUAUUUAAUUUAAAAAUGGGGGGUAAAUAUACAAAAUUAGAUCCUAUGCAAGUGGAAGUACCUGAAAUAGAUGCUUUACUCAACAGAGAUCCUUAUUUAAAACCAUAUGAAAAAGAAAUUCGAAGAAGAUAUGCAUGUUUCAAAGACAUCGAGGAUUCCAUUGAAGUUAACGGUGGAGGCUUAGAUAAUUUCACAAAAGCUUACAAAUAUUAUGGAAUAAAUGUUCAACCCGAUAACACGAUAAUUUGCCGAGAAUGGGCUCCAGGAGCCAAGCAAUUGUUCCUAGCAGGAGAAUUCAAUGGUUGGAAUCGUGAUAGUCAUCCAUACAACAAAUUAGAGUUUGGAAAAUGGGAAUUGAUACUACCACCAAAUUCAGAUGGCUCACCAGUUAUCAAACAUUUAUCUGAACUCAAGGUGGUAGUUCAAAACUGGGAAGGGCAUAAAGAAGAUAGAUUGUCACCAUAUGCAACAUACGUUGUUGAACCACCCAAGAAUGAAGGAACCAUUUAUAGACAUAAAUUCUGGAAUCCGCCACAAACUGAGAGAUAUAUAUUUAAGAACAAAAAAGUGCACCGUCACAAGAGUCUUCGAAUUUACGAGUGCCAUGUUGGUGUUGCCACAUCAGAACUUAAAGUUGGUAGUUACGAUAAUUUUACGGACAAUAUACUUCCUAGAAUUGUCAAACAAGGUUAUAACUGCAUUCAACUAAUGGCAAUAAUGGAGCAUGCUUACUAUGCUAGUUUUGGUUAUCAGGUUACUAGUUUUUAUGCUGCUUCAAGUCGUUAUGGUACUCCAGAACAGCUUAAGCGCUUAGUCGAUACAGCUCAUGAGAUGGGUCUAAUGGUAUUAUUAGAUAUUGUUCAUUCUCACGCCAGCAAGAACGUAAUGGAUGGACUCAAUAGAUUCGAUGGAACCGAUGCAGGUUAUUUCCACGCUGGUAGUAGAGGAGAACAUUCUUUAUGGGAUUCCAGACUAUUUAAUUAUUCUGAAUUUGAAGUUCUACGUUUUCUUCUAUCUAAUGUCAGAUGGUAUAUGGAAGAAUACCAAUUUGAUGGUUUUAGAUUUGACGGUGUUACUUCAAUGCUGUAUCACUCGAGAGGAAUUGGACAAGGUUUUGGGGGUCAUUAUGAUGAUUACUUUGGUUUAGGUGUAGAUACCGAAGGAUUCGUUUAUCUUAUGAUGGCCAAUCAUAUGAUACAUAUGAUACAUAAGGAUGCCGUUACUAUUGCGGAAGAUGUAUCUGGUAUGCCUGGCACCUGCCGACCAGUUAGUGAAGGCUGUUUGGGAUUCGAUUAUAGAUUAGCUAUGGCAAUACCAGAUAAAUGGAUCCAGUUGUUGAAACAUUCUUCAGAUGAUUCUUGGAAUAUUGGUGAUAUUGUACAUACUUUAACCAAUAGGCGAUGGAUGGAAGGUAACGUUGCUUAUGCGGAAUCUCAUGAUCAAGCCUUGGUGGGAGACAAAACUAUAGCGUUUUGGUUAAUGGACAAAGAAAUGUACACUCAUAUGAGCACCAUGUCUGAUCCAUCUCUAAUAAUUGAUAGAGGAAUCGCAUUACAUAAACUCAUUCGUUUCGUUACCCAUGGUUUAGGGGGAGAAGCUUAUUUGAAUUUUAUGGGUAACGAAUUUGGCCAUCCGGAAUGGUUAGAUUUUCCAAGAGAGGGUAAUAACAGCUCUUAUCACUAUGCUAGGAGACAAUGGCAUCUUGUCGAUGAUGAUUUACUCAAAUACAAAUUCUUGAACAAUUGGGAUGCAGCAAUGAAUCACGCAGAGAAUAAAUAUGGAUGGUUAGCUGCUAAUCCAGCAUAUGUCAGUAUGAAACAUGAGGAUGACAAGGUAAUAGCAUUCGAAAGAGCAGGUCUUGUAUUCAUUUUCAAUUUUCAUCCAACAAAAAGUUUUGCUGACUACAGAAUCGGAGUAGAAAUCGAAGGAAACUACAAAAUAGUAUUGAGCUCUGAUGAUAAACAAUUUGGUGGAUUUGAUAGAAUAGAUAAAUCUGUUACAUUUGUUACUACACCCGAAGGAUAUUCUGGUAGAAGAAACUAUAUACAGGUACGGUAUUUCUUAAUUAUUCAACUACUAUUCAUUUUAAAUCAAAUGGACUUUUUUUCAUUUUGAUUCGGGUAUAAAAAACUGAUAUAUCGUGUGAUAUAUACGUUUUAUUACAUUUUAAAUUCGAUUCUUUACUUAAUGAAGAAUAUGAAGAAUUGAGAAAAAAAUAUUAUUUGUAUUUUAUUUUUUCAAAUAUAUUUUUCAUGGGCCAAUAGUACCCAAAUUCGCUAUCUCUAAAAAUAUUAACUUUAUCGUGAAAAGUCAUAGGACCUUUUUAUUAUUAUUUCAAUAAAGAAUAUAAAAUAAAUUGUUCGGUUUAAAAAUAACAAUUCCUUGCAAUUGUUUAAACAAUUUCGGUUUAAACAAUAUGACACGGGGUUGCCCCAUGGCAACAUGCAACGGUACUCAUGCGCUGAUUCCUACUGGACUAUCUAGUAAAUUAGCUUUUGCCAACAUACCCAUUAUCUCAUAUUCGGAAGAGCUUUUAAUCUACAAAAAUUAUAGAGAUAGAAUGCAAUUCUCUAUAAAAGUAGCUACAGGAAGCAAAACUUGACUAAACUUUUCUUGGGUUGAAACUUUGAUUUUAGUAAAAUUCUUGAGUUUUAUUAAUAAAAAUGCAAAACCCCAUAUUAUUAUUGUUUUUGACUUUAUUUUUAAAUUAUAUUUUAAAAUAAAGUUGAUGUCUUCUCACACUGCAAUAUAAUGAUCAUACGGAUUUUUAGAUUUUUAGGGAAUUUGUUUCACACAAUAAAAGUAUUGAAUUAAUUUAUUAUUUGUUUCAGGUGUACAUACCAAGUAGAACAGCCAUUCUCUUAGCCAAAGUUUGAAUAUUUAUGCCUUUUGUGGAUCGUAUUUUUAAAAAUUACAUCAUUUAUUGUUUCAUUUCCAAAGAUCUGAAGUAUGAUUUUUGAAUUAAAAAAAAUAUAUAUAUUGUUAUAUUGUGCUAUAUUAUAGAACUAAUAAUGUUUUAAAAUUUGUUAAUUAAUUAAAAUUUAUGUUUUUAUUGGUGAAAUUAUAGAUAUAGAGUAAUUAUUAUGACAAACAAAAACGUAUACAACUAGAUUAAAUGAUAGUGAUAUUUUUACAAUAUGUAAAUAUAUUUUUUGGAAACUUUUUUCUAAAUUUGCAAAAAUAAUAACUUUCUUAACGAUAUGUUGUUGUCAUAUAUAAGUACAAAUUAUUUACAAGAGUAAAUUGAAUUUGGCAUCUAGAUUAUUUUUGUUUAUUAAAAGUAGUUUUCUAAGUGA
Messenger RNA from Diorhabda carinulata, 3479 nucleotides. RefSeq names its product 1,4-alpha-glucan-branching enzyme. Gene Ontology annotation, molecular function: hydrolase activity, hydrolyzing O-glycosyl compounds; cation binding; 1,4-alpha-glucan branching enzyme activity. Bases 199 to 2298 code for a protein of 699 amino acids. The transcript is spliced from 10 exons. NCBI's taxonomy places the organism in Eukaryota, Metazoa, Arthropoda, Insecta, Coleoptera, Chrysomelidae. Gene Ontology annotation, cellular component: cytoplasm. Gene Ontology annotation, biological process: glycogen biosynthetic process. The record is from RefSeq and is a predicted model, not a curated record.